Messenger RNA from Puntigrus tetrazona (Sumatra barb), 2156 nucleotides. RefSeq names its product arachidonate 5-lipoxygenase-activating protein (gene alox5ap). Gene Ontology annotation, biological process: leukotriene biosynthetic process. The coding region runs from base 155 to 676 and encodes 173 amino acids. The record is from RefSeq and is a predicted model, not a curated record. NCBI's taxonomy places the organism in Eukaryota, Metazoa, Chordata, Actinopteri, Cypriniformes, Cyprinidae. Gene Ontology annotation, molecular function: glutathione peroxidase activity; enzyme activator activity; glutathione transferase activity. The transcript has 5 exons. Gene Ontology annotation, cellular component: endoplasmic reticulum; nuclear envelope; membrane.
AACGGAAAAUGCAGCUUUACCAGAAAAAUAAGUUAUAAUAUCGACUUCCAAAAAAGUACUAAACGCUUCACCGUUUCGGCCGAAGUGAUGGUGUUAGCGGCCCUCCCUUCAGGAAGCGCAUCUCUUCAGUGCUGAUGUUAUCUGCGAUGCCACGAUGAUCAGACCGCAUUCUGAAACAGAUCCUCCUUGCACGCUUGACAACAUGUACGUCGCAGUGAUGGACAACAUUUUCUUACUUGCGCUGGUCACUCUUCUCAGCGUCGUUCAGAAUGUGUUCUUCGCCUUGAAGGUUGAGAAAGAGUGCACCGGUCAACACUCUAAACAUCAUUCCGCGGCGUUCGAGCGUUUGUCCUGUGCGAGUCGAAACUGCAUGGACACUUACCCCACAUUUCUGGCAGUGCUGUGGUGCGCUGGUAUCUGCCUCAGUCAAGCUCCAGCUGCCUUUGCUGGCAUUAUCUACCUUGUGGUCCGGCAGAAGUACUUUGUCGGCUACUUAGGGCAGACUUGCCAGAGCAUUCCUGGCUUCCUGUUUGGGAAACGCAUUCUCUUCUUCCUGUCACUCAUGUGUGUUGUGGGAAUCAUAAACCACCUGAUGCUCACUUACGGCGGCAGCGACUACAAGGAGUACAUCCAGACCAUCACAAAAGCAGCGUCAACACUUCUGCUCUUGCCCUGAACUGCGCCAAACUGAUUUUUCUACAGUAAUACAAACUCAACAGGGUAGAUAAACUCUUUCAGUUAAUGGUUUGUCAGUUAGUCAGAGGAUGUGGCAAGAACAGUUUGAAGGGAUCAGAGUGAUGGUCACAGAGGCAUUUAUAAUAUGUACAUUAUACAAAGCUUUUUUUUUUUUUUUUUUUUUUUUUUGCUGUAACUAUCCCAGUAUAUGUAUUUUAAGGAAUGUUUUAAAUGGGUCAUAUCAUGCUUUAGUUUUUUUUCCUUUGAGGUCAACGUGUAAGGCUAGGAAAGAUUUGUCAAAAAUGUUUGAUUUCACACCUCUCUCUGAGCUUCAGAUUUAAAUGGUCGUUUUUUUUUGUUACUGUGCCUUUAAAAAUGGCAAGUUCUGCACCGGAUUGCAGGUUUCCUGUUGUGUGAAAUACAGCUCAGCAAAAUCAGCCCCUUUGCAAAGUCCGCUUUACAUGACAAAAUAAUCUGUGAUGAAAUGUCAGACCCAAAUUACCAGGGUAUAACUGCAUAUAGGGCUGAGCGAUAUAUCACAACCAAAUUUUCAUAUCAGUUGAUGACUAUAAUAAAUCUUUUAAUACCUAAUUUUUAUAAGGUGAAAUUAAAUUUUUCUACAGUUAAAAAUUCUACAAAUUAAAAUUGACCACAUUUAUCUCAUAAUAAAACCACACAUAGCACCUCAAUAUCAUGGUGUAAAUGUAUCUAUAUUCUUUCUAGGCAUUUACAAAAACAAUUGUCUAACUACAGCUUGAUCACAAGAAUACUGUAAUUACUCUGUUAAUUUAUGUCUACAUUAAUAAUAUAAUAAAAUUUCUUAUGAUUAAAUCCAUAGUAAAUGAAUGCAGUAUAUGCAUUUCCAUGUCCCAUUGUUCACAUUAACCCUUUUUCGCACUUCAAGUCAAAAGCCACCUGAAACAAGUGUUAAAACUUGUUCGCGAAUUAAGUCACUUUUAUUUGAAAUUCAUUGUUUCCAUCACAUGAUGGAUACUUUAAAAUGCCAUUUGAACUUUAAGCUGGUAUGGUUCAAACGAGUAGCACCGUUUUUUGUUUUACGGUUUUUACAUCAUAUUGAACGUUUAGCAAACAUUUUUUGAGGAGAAUUACAUUGCAACAAUUGUCAUUGUUUUAUCGCCCAGUCCCAACUGCACGUUUCUGUUAAUGGAACUAUAUGCAGAGCUGUAGGUGUGACACACAGCCAGAAUUUGUAAAAAAACAUAAUUAUUUAUUUCAGGAAUCCAAACAGCUAAAAUUUUAGAUUCCUCAUGAUAUGAUCCAUUUAAAGCAAUGAAGGUGACGCUUUCGCGUAGAAAGUAUUGUAACUAUCUUGAGUUUGCUGGUUUACAAUGUGAGGAUUUAUGAAAUUGACCUUUCUGCUUCAACAGAAUUAAGAUUAAGUACUAGUGAUCUCCAUUUCUUUAUGAUCGUUUUCGUAUUACUGCUGACAUGAGCAAAAUAAAGUUUUAUCUACAGUAAAA